This is a messenger RNA of Hippocampus zosterae (dwarf seahorse), 6719 nucleotides long. It is a transcript of the gene slc2a4rg, whose product is annotated as SLC2A4 regulator. The record is from RefSeq and is a predicted model, not a curated record. Gene Ontology annotation, cellular component: nucleus. The transcript is spliced from 8 exons. Lineage: Eukaryota; Metazoa; Chordata; Actinopteri; Syngnathiformes; Syngnathidae. Bases 271 to 1707 code for a protein of 478 amino acids. Gene Ontology annotation, biological process: regulation of transcription by RNA polymerase II. Gene Ontology annotation, molecular function: RNA polymerase II cis-regulatory region sequence-specific DNA binding; DNA-binding transcription factor activity.
AAUGUUUAUGUACGGUGACCGCCAAUGGGAUUGAAGCAUAGGGGGCGUGUCAUUCUUUUGGAGGAAAGAGGCAAAACAAUCUUUUAUCCUCUGGACCGGGCGGCUUUUUGGAUAACCCCGGUAGCCAAACGCCCAAUGUAGAGUAGACGUAGAAGGACGAUACAAGUAAUUCCCAGCAAUCCCGAUAAAUGUAUCUCACUCGAGAAUUUUGCACUAAGAUCUACAGAAAGUGGGUUUUCUUUCUUUAGUGCACACUUGGUCGCUCUUAAAAUGGAUUCGAGAUCAGUUUUGGACAAACCGGUUGUUGGGACACGGCUCGGCGACGCGGACUACGGCUACCGACCAACUCGCUCGGUGCCCCGCGACAAUCGGCUGGAGAAAAGCGCCGGCGGCGGCUUACGGGCGGUUGCCACCACAAACGGGACCGUACUCCUCAAAUGCGUGCGAGACGGCCAGGAGACGAAGGAUAACGCCCCUGCUGAAGCGAACGGACGAAGGUUGCACGACGGGGAAAAAACUGGCCUGGGCGAACACAGAGACACCGGUUGCACUACAAGCCUGAAGAGGUCCAGUCCUACUCACUGCCCAGGCACAAAUGGGCAAACGCCAGGCAGCUUUAUGCACUUGGACAUCAGGACUCAAGAGAGGCAGGUGGAGAUGCCCAUCAGCUUCAGGCCAGCGCCAGGACAGAACGCACCACAGAUGGAGCGACAACCGCUCCCUUCCUCUCAUAUCCCUGUCCCCAGAAACAGGAAGCCCUCAGGUCAUGCUGAUAAAGAGGUGAUGGCCGCUGCUGUCCUGACAUCGCUGUCCACGUCCCCGCUGGUGCUCUGCCCGUCCUUCGCGCCAACAGCUGCGGUUCCAGAGCCGGCGAUUCGGGCUUGGAAGGAGGCGCUGUCAGGCAGCUACAGCAGCUCCACCAGCGGCAACUGGAGUUGGGAUGCCAGCGACCAGUCGGUGCCCUCCACGCCAUCCCCGCCUCUGUCCAACGACGCCAACAAGAACUUCCUGCUCCCGUCGCAGGGAGAUGAUGGCAGCGAAGACGUCGCGGAGAGCACACACUUCAUGUUUGAGGACCCCAUACCUCGCAAACGAAAGAACUCCAUGAAGGUGAUGUUCAAGUGCUUGUGGAAGAACUGUGAAAAGGUCCUCAGCACUUCCUCAGGAAUUCAGCGGCACAUCCGCACCGUCCACCUGGGGCGUAACAGUGACUCGGACUACAGUGACGGAGAGGAGGACUUCUACUACUCAGAGAUCGAGGUCAACAUGGACAGCUUGACGGAGGGCUUGUCCAGCCUCACGCCCACCUCGCCUACAACGGCCGGCCCCCCGCCCAUCUUCCCACCGCUCCUCGCCGACGUCCCAGACAUCAACAUGAACGGGACGUGCAGCCACGCCCCGACACCGCUCAGCCAAUCGGCUCCCUCCACGCUCUGCCACAUCCGCACCGACCAUGCCUACCAGGGGCCUGCGGUGACUCACGUGCGUACAGUGAGUAUCGGGGAAAAGCGGCAGCCGGCAUCCGGCACAAAUGUCAUCGGUAACAAGAACCAGGCUUUAAUCAUGACGACGCCUAAAUCUGCAGCAGGAAACAGGAAACCCCGCGGGGAGGCCAAGAAGUGCCGAAAGGUGUACGGCAUGGAGAAGAAAGAGAUGUGGUGCACGGCCUGUCGCUGGAAGAAGGCCUGUCAGAGAUUCACCGACUAAAAGCCCUCCCUCACUUUUAGUAGCCCCGCCCCCAUUUGCCAGCAAGAUGAGCUCCGCUAUUUGGGGCUGGAGCAGGCUUCUUCUUCUUCUGCUUCUCAGUGCUCCGUCCUGCAGAGCAGCGGGAGGUUUGACUUCGCUCUCUACUCUUUCCAAACAGAAAAAAAAUGGAGAAAAAGGAACCUUCUGCUGGUUUUGAAACUUUUUUCUUAAGACUGAGAGACUUUUCACUCGCUCACUGUUGAUAAUUAAUGGGGGAUGGGGGUGUAGGGCAGAAACUUCUAUUAGAAUUGGGAACUGUCAGAUGAUAUUUUUCACUUUUUUCCACCCAAUGUGUAAAACGACAAAUAUUUUGAUAUACUCAGUUGGUCACACUAGCAACAGCGCGGCGUAAGCUAUUGUUGACGGAUCAGCGAACGGGUACACGAACCUCCAGAGCACAUCAGCGUCACACUGUUAAAAAGUUGGCCAAACCUCCGGUUGAGUUCCAGCCACGUCUCAUCAUGGUUGUUGGAGACCGAAGUGGCGCGCGUCUUGCGCCUGUCCAUCCAAUCAGGCUUUCGUUACUGCCAGCCAAGACAUUGUCACAUUUUGCAACGAUGCACAAAACCCUCUCACCACGUGGUACAAAAAGAAUACGGAUUCCUUCCUUUGACUUUCCCAAAAUAUGCCUGAGAGAUGUACAGAAUAUAAGAUGUAUAUUUCCCCUUCCUCUUGCGCCUAAAGAUAUGCACCUUGAAGAAGCGAGUCGACUUUUACAAGUAUCACUGUAAGCCUGGGAGAGAUGAUAUGCAUUUGAUAUAGAGAGUUUAUUUUCGGCACGGGCGUGCUGAAUCAACUAGCAGUUGCACCGUGCAAUCGGCAGCAUUACAACUCGUUGAAUUAUUGUCUUUCUUUCUUUCAUGUUGUCAUUGUUGUGAGCCCAGACAGACAGGCUCGACUUUUCUUUGGGUUUCAUUUGACAGCUGAUGUUUUGACAUUCUGAGAUCGUUUGUUGUCACCGCAGAUUGUCCUUAACUGCCCUUUCAACCCCCCACACGCAACCCCGACUGACCUCACGUACGCUGGAUGGAAAAAGUCAACACAGCCACGCUUAAAUGGCAGGUCUUUGUGCUGAAAAAUAAGAGCAAGAUAAUGCAGUCAAAACCGACAGUAUAUCAUGUACAAGUCAAUUCAAAAGAAACAUUGGGAAAUGUUAUGGCCCGAUGAAACCAAGGUGGUUGGCCAUCAUUUCAGAAGAUAUGUUUGCCGCAACCACGUUCUCGCUUUUUUUCCCCUCCAAAAUAUUGAAUCAUUCUUUCAAUUGAGUUGUACAGGUUAUAAGUCACAAAUACACAAUUUUAUCUUCGUCUCAUUUUUGCAUAUCGCAAACCCUGCCCUUUUUGAACAGGGGUGUGGAGACGUUUUAUUCCCACCGUUCACAGUGAGCCCACCAUCACUUUCUGUUUGUCGGGCAGGCCUUUAAUGUGGAAGGCUUUAACAUUAGCACACCUGACCUCGCUGGAACAUUUGUUGUUUAUAAUCCUUCAAGUGAUCCUACGCUGGGUUGGAUAACGUUCGGACACUCGUCAUCAAAUACAUUUGAAAUGCAGCUUUGACGUGAUUGAUAAUAAGCUGAAGGUUCUUAGUUUGCUUGUUUAUUUGUUUGUUUGUUUGUUUGUUUGUUUGUUUGUUUGUUUUCUUCCCAGAUUUAAACUUGCUGAUUGAUUUUUUUAGAUGAGUUAGUGAGGGGAAUGCUUCACUUAAUCACGAACCCAUUUUGAAUUCGCCCAAGAUAUGCGGGAGAGCUGAGGAGAAUGAUAGCCAGUGACAAUCAAGACAUUUCGAUUCACGCCACCGGCAGCUUUGUGUUUUGCUAAAUGACCGUCAUUGGUGAUUUUAGUGAUGAAAGUAGACUAAACCCUCGCUCAUCGUGUAGUUCGUUGGGUGUAUUUGUUCCCUAAAGAGUGACAUGUUUUGCUAAUUAUUGUAGAAUUCCUACAUUCAAAUACCCAAGAAGCUCUUGACAUUUCCCCUCUUUUACUUGACUAAUUUGUGUUUUAAAUUUUUAUACGUUAGAACACCGGCGCAGGGACAGAGGAUCCAUUUCUCCGAGCAUUUUUUUCAGUGCAGAUUUGAUUGCGUCUCGUCUGCGCAGCCCUCCAUCCAUUGUCACGGAAACGUGGCAAUCAUACAGGCUAUCACAGCAGGUGCACUUGUGACCUUUGUCCUCCGUUGCCUUGGAAACGUCCCCUUUCUUGAGGAUUGCCCAAGUGUAUGCAUAGUAUCUUGUCGGUUUCCGUGUUUCUCCUUUUUUAUUUAAUUUUUUAAAAACUCCAGUAAAGUGAUAAGCUAGCUCUCUCUUGCCCUGUGAUUGGCUGACCUCGUAAUGGACAGAAACCUCACAAAAGUGCCAACGACAAGAACAUAACAAAAAGGAAAGCUAUACUGAUCUGAAUCAAAUUGCACUACAUUGCACUGCGUAACGAUACUUUUUUUUUUUUUCAUUUUCUACAUCAACAUUUUCUAUACACACGAUUUAAAAGCCAUUGUUCCGAUUUCCCAAAACUGAUGUUUGAGGGCCAUUGCCCAAUGAGAGAAAUGAGACGUCAGGGAUUAAAAACGCCUCCCAUUAUCAUCAUCAUCAUCUUCAUGGUCCUCAUCCGCUGAACUGUUCUGGCCCUUCUUUGACUAACAUAGAGUUGUGUUAGUCGUGUUUCCUCCAGUGCGGUACCAUUGCGUGCUUGAGGAGUUGUGUGCUCGAUUCUCGCGAUUCAUCACGAUCCUUCACGAUCCUCGGACCUUCAUCUGCACUGUGAUUGCGCUUCCCACUCACUUGAAUGAAUCCCUCUGUGCAUUGUGUGCGGUGUGUGUGUGUGUGUGUGUGUGUGUGUGUGUGUGUGUGUGUGUGUGUGCGUGUGCGCAUGCGCUCAUACCACUUGUCACCAAGAUAGACGAGAAACCCAGGCGAUGACUUUCCAAAGCAAGCACUUUUACAGCUCUUCCACUGGGAUAUGCGUUGACCCGGGGGGUGUCCAAAACUUCAACCACCCAGGGAUGCAUACAGAUUAACAACAAAAGAUACGAGGCCAUUUUAUUAUGAUUCAUCUUAAUUUAUUCAAGACAUUAAAAGCAAAAGUGUCAACGGGAGAAGGAACAGCGAAUAUCCGUGACGAAUGGAUCGCUAAACUAACUAAAAAGUUUGUAAUUGCCUAUAAACGGCACUAUAACGCGGCAAAGCACUUUUUUAAAUUUGAUAAGCCGAUGAGUUUCACUUGUUCCGUGUCCGCGCUUGUAGCACAAAACACUUCUCAAAUCAUCUUUCGCCAAUUAAAAUGAAUGGGAACGCCAUCAAUUUGUAAUGUGUUUAUUACUCAGAAAAAUAGCACUCCAUCAUCAUAUUUGUAUGUUAUAAAGCCGCCAACAAUCCCAUCCUUAAAUAGAAUUUAAAUUAUGAAACAAUUUUUUUGGCCUCAUUUUUUUGCUCCACUUCCACAGACACUGUGCUGAUCCUUGUGCCCCCAAUGGCCACUUGGGGGGAGUGUAAUACAGACAGCAAAUAUACAUGGGGGUGGGCAUAGCUUCACAGUAAGCCGCAAUAAAAUUAGGCGAUCCUGGCAGAAGAUAAAGAGUAUUUGCCGGUGAUUUUUGUUAGAUGACUCAUGUCAUCUGUAUUUUUCUCAAGCACUGCUAUUCUCCCUCAUUAAAAUCCACAUGACAACUUUUUGGUGUUUUGGGGUGGAAGCUGUUUCCAUUCAUUUCAGUGGGAAAAGAUGGUUUAAAAGUAUUUUGUGUUACGACCGCGGUCAUGCCGCGAAUUGAACUUGUCUCUCAAGACAUCGCUGCAACUUGAUUUACUGGGGCGCCACAAAGCAAAAAGACUGCUAACAUCGACGUCAGGCCCCAUUUUGGACACCCCUGAUUCACGUGGCGAUUGCGCUUCCACGUAUCCAGCUGAGCUGCGUGUUACGUGCGUGUGCGCUGCUACCCUACAUCUGCUUUGGGACUUUUGAUAGAGCAGCAACCCCCAGGUGACCAACCCAAGCUCCCAAGCAAGCACUUUUAUCUCCUCCGUCAGCACGUGUAGCGCAAGCGCAUAGAGCGCCUUCAGUCUAGCUUUUGUGUUGCACUAAUUUGGCCAGUGACGAUCAAGCCCGUCGUGGUGUAACCUUGACCACGCUUAACUGAGGUCGCUUGUUGCUCAUCGUGAUUCAUUUCCACACACAAAAAGACAUUGGGAGAAGAGCGCUGAUGGGUGGGCGAAGAGGCGAUUGUCGGCUGGCAUGAGCUGACACGAGACGGCUUCAGGACUUUUGUUUUUGUACAUAUGCAGCAUAAAGCGAACCCUGAUGCUUUUUCAUAUAUCUUAUUUUGUUGUUGUUUCUCUCUUAUAUUAAAAGGAAACUUUUUUUUUACAGCAAGAUGCUCUGGAAUUUUUUUUUUUAUAUUGAUUUGAGAAGCUGUUGUGAACAUAUGAUAAAGCUGAUGUCAAGUCAAAAAUGUUGUUGGCAAUAAUAUAUUCUGUGGCCCCACACUAGUCUAAACAUAAUAUUGUAAUUAAAAUUGUGGGCUAAGAAUUAAGGAGACUGAUCACCUGUUUUACCCCAUCCGAGAAAGCUAAUAUUUUAUGCGGCACUGCCACCGGCUGUUUUCAGAUUCAGAAAACUUUAUUUAUCCCCGCGGGGCAAUUACAUCGUGUGGACUGAUAUUAAGCGCUCAUCGCGGCUCAUCCAUUUAAGCCCGUGAGCAUUUUUACAUCAAUUUCAGUCGACCGGAGGGGGCGGUGCUUCAUAAAAUGUCAGCCUCCUUAGAUGGUUGAAAGCGGCUGAAUUCGUUUUCCUAAUUCCGAAUCCAUGAACACAAAAGUAAUCAGAAUACCACGUUUCAACUAGUGGGACCACAUAGAACAAAUGAUUGCAAAGAACAUUUUUGACUUGACUUCCGCUUUAAGAUUCUAUUGUGGCUUUGAGGACGGAGCAGGGCGGAACCUGUUGAAUGUAAAACUUACAAAAAUAAAAGUUGCUUUGGCCGUUGUA